AUGGAACCAUCUUCGGAGCAAUCUUCUGCAUCGCCACCACCAACCGACCAAAAGGUUGCUACUGCUGCUGAUCGGGACAAUGAACAAGAGAAUAAAAGCGGAUGGGGUUGGGGAAGCGGUUGGCUUUCUUCAACCAUCGGUAAUGUGGUUCGAGUCAUGAACCAACAAACCAAUGAAUUCGGACAAAAACUGCAACAAUUAGUUGCUGAACAAGACGAUGAUUCAUCCACAACAACACAGACCACAGAGCCACCAUCUUCAUCGACUCCUCCCAAUGAUGAAUUAGAUGAAGAGAAUGGGCAAGUCAAUGACAAUGUGUUUUGCAUACUCGAAGAAGCAAGUAGAAUUCUGUAUGAUACUGAGGAGAACGAUGAUGGUAUCCAUAUCUAUGUCAACUUUAAAGAAUUAUUUAUCGAAUAUGAAGGAUUGAAACAUUUACAAGAAGUGGCUCUCUCCAAACAGUGUAAUGAAGAAUUAGCCAAGUAUAUGGAAAAUAGAACCGACGAACAACGUGACAGAAUUGAAAACAUUCUUAUUGACUCAACACAAUUCAGUACAAAGGAAGUGGAAGAAAAGAAAGACUCUUAUCAAUACAUUGCGUCACUUCCUGUUGGAAAGGAAAUUUUAGAAAUGACCAAGGCAUGUAUUGAACUGUCAAAGAAUGCCUUUAGUAAUUUGGAGGAUGUCAAAGCGGAGUGUUAUAGGUCCCUUGCUAAAUUAGCGUCAUUGGCUUCAUUACAUAUUCUAAACUUGUCACAGUAUCUGAUCGAUGUAAAUAACGGUGGAAAUCUUCCUGCACAAUGGCAAUCAACAGAUCUAAAUGUCACCAAAGAUGCUAAACAAGUUGCUAUCAUUCUUAGAGAUUAUUUACUCUUUUUAUAUUCUCAACUCAUUGAGAUCAGCAAUCAAUAUACUGAAGCCUUAAAGAAAAACACAUCGAUCGUUGGAAUUAAAUUAGACGAGCAACGAAAAGAAACUCUUGAAAAACGAGCGGUAAACAUGGCAGCUCGCUUACAUAUUCAUAGUGAUAAGGCUCUUUCCAUCAUUAUUAGCUGUGACAAGGACUUUCUUGUCAUUCUUCAAUAUCUUGGUGUCAUUUGGACUGAAUAG
Naegleria fowleri is the source of this 1110-nucleotide messenger RNA. RefSeq lists its product as uncharacterized. NCBI's taxonomy places the organism in Eukaryota, Heterolobosea, Eutetramitea, Acrasida, Naegleriidae. The transcript is spliced from 7 exons. The record is from RefSeq and is a predicted model, not a curated record. The coding region runs from base 1 to 1110 and encodes 369 amino acids.